AGAGAGAGCAGAGAGCAAAGACAGAGCAAAGUCAGAAGUGAAUCGACUGAUACCCCGGACUUGAUUAAAUCUUUUGAGUUUAUGAUAGAGAAAAAGACACUUAAGACUUCUUUGUACUUAUCCGUGUGUGUGUGCGCUUUGCCUUUAAGAUCGGACAGAGAGUCGAUAAUGGACGUUGGCGGUUCGCCUGAUUAGGAUAACAUGGGGAUGAAUGGCGGGGAUUUAUCUCAUUUCGCAUAACUCUAAUGAGCCCUCUUGAGAAAGUGCUCGAAAAGUUGUGCAUAGUUGAGUUUUGAAAGUGGCAGAAAACCAUCGAGGGAGGUAACGGUACUCUUCUUUGUCUUUUUACACCUCCCUGGAUCCUGUUAUCAUGACGGUAAGUUGCACCUUAUACAUCCAAAAUACAUGCCUGUUUAUUUAUUAAUUAAAAUAAGUGUUUUUUUAUAUGAGACGAGUGAAAGUUAUUCAUGUAUCCUCUUUUGGUUUUAACUUGUCUGUGAAAAGGCUUUUACAGUUAUUUCAACGGCUCUUAACGUCUUUUAACGUCUCUUUGAUUCGAGGGGUGUGCACGCGCUCACAGGGUAGAAAUUUCUCCAACUUCGUGCCAGUUAAAGACCGUUUUUUAAGUCACAUUAGUGCUUUUUCUUUCAGUGCAGCUUUGUUAAACCUUGUAUUUUCGCAUUUCCAUCCUUGUGGCAAGCCUGUAGAAACCAUGUCGGGUCCCAGGUGUGCUGUAAUUUUAUCUGUUGACCCUCCUGUGUUGUUUACAGUAGCAGGAAGAGUCAUUAGCCAGUAGCUUGAGCUCUAUGUGUCAGUUUUUACAGUGAGCUGUUACACACGCUCUCUGUUUGCGUACACUCAGCUACCAAAACACUACAAACACCAACUAACCACAACAAUAAUGAACACCUGGACAAUUAAAUGCAACCUUGUAUUACAGCUCUGCCAUAAAUUAUGCUCUUACUAGGAAGUAGAAUUUGAUGUAGAGCUGUAAUGUUGGAUCCAGUAGAUGUUAUAGCUCAGCAUAUGCAUUUUGGUUAAUCAAUUUUGACAUGUUUGAUAAAAAAAACCAUGCAUUUCACAGUUUUAAAGCUUUAAAAGCUUGAUUAAGGUAUUAAAGGAAUGCAUUUCAAAGUACUCAAUGAUCUUAACCUUUGGAUUUAUUGUAAGUGCUGCAACUCGGUGUCUAUGAGAUCUGACACCAGGACUAAGAGGUUGAAAACAGCUCCACAGUCCCCACCUAGGUUAUUUUUUUAAUGUAUUUUAAGGAUUACAUUGCUACUCACAUACCUACAAAAUGUCUAGCCAGUGUCAAUAUAAUAGACAGUUAUUCAAAGAUAUUUUUUUUUGAUCAAGGUCUUUUUAUUUAGUUUUACAAAUUAUAGUUUACAAUUUAAUACAAGUCCAACAGAACAGGACUGUAAAUUCCAUCCACCCCCCACAAAUACCAGAUUUACAGAAUCCACAGAAUGACAUACAUUGUUCGAAAUACAGAGUUCACAUAGCCAGAUUGAAAAAAAGGUAAUAUAAUAAUAAUGAUGAUGACUGAGGACAACAGCAGAGGUUUACAGUACUAUAUUGUCUGCCUCCAUAUCUUCAGCAAACAUUAAGAAAGGCUGCCAAAUUUAUAAAAAAUUUCGAGUAGACCCUCUGAUAGUUUGAUUCCUCACUGACGCCCAGUGAUGUCUGCAUAAUGCACCAAGAUUUAGGGGUUCCUGUUUGGUUGCUUUCUCUAAGUCAAACAGGUCCUGUACGAAUAACUCGUUGAUUCUUGCAACCAUAAGGUGUUUGACUGGUCAAAAAAUGCCAACCUGAGGAUGUCUCUAUGACCCUAGUUUUCCUUAACAUUGUCCAGUCUGUAAUCAACGCCAGUGCCACCUAUUCAACAAGCACUAGGGUUAAUUUCUUCAAUUUAGUCAACAUCUGCACGUCUGUGGUGACUGAUACAGUUUUGUUUUUUUGUUUAAAUCAGUCUGAUGAUCUUACUUUUAAUGUGAAAUAUGCUGCUCAAAAGCUCCACCACUGCAGCAUUAAGAGCAGAGAGAGUGUGUUGACUUCAGAGAUGUGAUCAGUUAAUCUAAGCAAAAAGAUGUAUGGAGUAGAGCCUUGCAUGAUGCUGUAUAUCCCUGAAAAACAAAAAAUCUACCAGACAACACUCCUCUGUAGUGAUGGGAAAUCGUACUCAGUGAGAGUAGACUUUCUUUCAAACUGCCGCCAGCGUUCGACCCUCUUUCUUCCGCUUCUGACUUUUCUAGAAAGGUCACUGAUCUGAGAACACAUGACAGGGAAGGCAUUGUGGCAUUGGUGUUGUUCAGGACUGAUGCUGCCCCCCCUUUUUUUUCAGCGACCUUCUGUGGCCACUCCCUGACCUUACUCAUAGGCAUGUAUGGACUUGAUAACAUUCAUGUAUGAUGAGGUUUGACACAUCAGCGCUAUUGUAUUUACACACUUUGAGGCUAGGUAAUAAAAAAGACCUUGGUUAUUACUGAUCCUCCUCAUCUCUUUGAUGGUAAAAAUUCUCAAAUGGUGUGAUAGAAAAUGAUGGGGUAGGAUGAUAGGAUAUGAUGGGACUCGAUACAUGACAAUAUGAUAGGAUAAAUACUAUUAAGAUAGGAUAUGGUACAAUAAGGUAUGUUACACUCUUUUGUCCAAGCAGGGAAAUUUGUCUAGGAUCCAUUUGCAAUUUAUUUAACUGUGUACGUGGUAAUUUUAGUAAAUAAAAAAAAUAAUGAAAAAAAUAAAACAUUGUUCAUGUACACAGAGAAAUACAUGCCGGUGACAACUAAAAACAAAUAUUUUACAUAUUAAAUACAUUGCUCAUUUUCUGUGUAGUACACAUAACAAGUAAAAAAAAGAUAAGAACAAUACAAAGUGUAUCUCAACUUGUUACUUCCCGCUGCAUGUAUUUCCUCUACUCGCAGUGUAUUGGCAAACACUUGACCUUAAAAUGUGAAGCAGAGAUGUGCUGAAUCACUCAGAGAAAACUUGUCAAGUACUGUGGUUUACAACAGCAGAACUAAAGCAAGGGGCAGAGCAUAAAUACACGUAUAGAAAGGUUAAGGCUGGAAAUGCUAAAAAAUCCCAGUGAAACUAUAUUUAAGUACUAUAAGAGAGAGGAAGAGAGCGAGGAAUGCAGGUAGAUUUAAAAGUGAGGAGUUUACAUGCUUAUGAAAGAGAGAUAAGCAGGAAGAGGAAUGUAUGGUGGAAAAGUUGCCUAAUCUUAAUCUGAGAUCACUUCAUCUCAAGGUACCUGCCUCAAAUUUUCCUCAUUCUCUCUACACUGCUCUGGUUUCAAAUGUUCUCUGUUCACAAACUUGUCACAAUGAAAUGCUCUUUAUUAUCAUUUUUCACACCUCAUAUGGGCGUCUUGCUUUCUGCUCACUUAUUGCGUCCUUUAAACACGAUUUUGACAAUGAAAUCAUUGAUUGAAUAUUGGCAUGGACAGGGGUCAGCUAUCUUCUCUCAUCGGGAGAAGGGUAGCCAAAAUCUGCCUUGAUGGGUCCUGACACUUGUGCUGGCGAAGCUAGAGCUCGCUCAUGAGAGAUCUGACUUAUUGAGCUGAUGUCAUUCCAUUUUUUAAACAAUGAUUGGAUGAUUGGUUGUUUAGUGAUACAUUUAAAUGAUGAAUAGGGGCAAUUUGGGGGCGGGUGUUUCAAGCAAAAAUACUCUUUCAUCCAUGGAUGUAGAUAUGCUAGCUUGAUUUUUAUAUAGCUAUAAAUUAAACAAGCUAGUUUUACCCAGAAAAUAAGUUCCACCAAAUUCUUUGUGAGCUCUGAAGUAUCUGCUUCUCUUGAAUUUCAGUAUGCCACACUUGUUUGACAGGCAGCUGCCCCUUUUUUAUUUCUUUUUAUUUUGUUAAAUAACAUUUAAGAUGUGCUACAGCUGCUGUCUGACAUGUACUACAUUAAAACAAGGCAUGGGUAAAAAUAUAUAUAUAUAUAAAGAAAAGACAAAAAAGAAUAAAAUAGAAACAUUUUUUAAAGCCUAACAAGAACUGUUGAGUUUAUUAUUGUUAAGAUAUUUUACAUUUUACAUCCCUGUAUUCAACAUUACUGACUUUUUUCCACAAAAACUGAACCACCCCUCCUAAUGAACUUUUAAUUACUUUAAUGUAUUUUGAUCUAUAAAGACAUGAAGCUUUAUAGAGUAGUCAAAAAUGACAUUUUUUUGAGAGCGACUCCAUACUUUGAAGGAAAAAUAUUUAAUCCUGAGUCCUGACAAGACAGCUCUGGCACGUUCAUACCAAGGCUGUAUUGUUAAGCUGAAAGUGAGAUGUGGGUUGAUAUAUGAGCUGGUCCUUUUCCCAUCUGUUUACAUGGAGGAGACGGGGUUUAAGACUUGUGCAGCACUUCGUCCUGAAAGUUUUGGCUUCUCUUGGGCUGCUGUUGUGCUGUUCAUGAUUUUCCACUGUCUGAUCCAAAUGUACUCACAUUUUCCAUACUGUUUUGGAGGAGUAUUAACACAACUUAUAAAUAAAAGCAUGCACCUGUACCAGGACCAGGUUUACUAGUUUCAACAUGCAUUGUCGUAGAGACAAGUUUCUCCACACACUGUCCUGAGCUGCAUUGUAUCUUUGGUUUUCAGGUACAAUGAAAGGCUUAAAAUGGUAAAUUCUUCUUUAUAGAUAUGAUUAUAUCCAGUAUGCCCCACCCUACGAUAGGCCUCCUAUUAUUGAGAUAAUAUGGUCCUUGUUUCUGUUUAAGUCCUUUAUCGCGCACACAUCCUUCUCCAUAUGUCUUAUUUGUGAACAUGACACUAUCUUUUUUUUCUCCACAGCCCGACCUCCUGAAUUUCAAGAAGGGGUGGAUGUCCAAGCUGGAUGAGAGUGGCGAGGUAAGCUGCUGUAAAGCUGUAUGUGUGACUCCACCCAGAAGUCACAUUUUCCUUGCCCUCAGUCACUCAUUUUUUAAUGAGAAAGGUUGUGUGUAAGACGAUAGCAGCAGAUUAUCCUGGUUAUCACAGUAAUAGCAUUGUGGCUCCAGGCACAGCAGGUGUCUUCUCUUUUUCAAUGUUAUGCUUCAGUGACUGGGCUUCUCGCUUCACACUUCGCACACUGUUGAUCCGCUGCACCUGUGAUGCUGCUUUUUAAAAAUCAAACUCUUUUUUGGAUCACAAUGUCAAAUUUUGUUGCUGAUAUCAUGUCUGUCUUGAUUAAAUUGACACCUGUUGUGUUUCCUCAGUGGAAGAAGCACUGGUUUGUUCUGACUGAUGCUGGACUGAAGUACUACAGAGAUUCAAGUGCAGAGGAGGUACAUUUUCCAUUUCAUACUUGUUUGUUGUAGAAGUGAAAAUGGCUAAUGACUCAAAGUUAUACACAGAAAGAACUUAAUACCAGGCUUUCUUAUUGAUCAAAAUCACAAUAUCAAAACAUAAAGACAUGCUAGCAUGGGUGAACUACAUAAGGUAUAUUUUUAUUAUUACUCUAACUUUAAAUGGAAAGCAAAAACUUUAAAUUAGUGGCCAAUAACGGCACAUAAAGCAGCAACAGAGAUUAAAAUACACAGGGAGCCAAGUGACAUCAACCAAAUUGAAGAAAACAGACAUGAAGCAACCACAAACCAUGACUCUGCUAGGGCUUUGGGUCUGUUCUGAGACUGAAAAAGAAAAUGCCAACUAAAAAGUUUUGAUUUUAGCUUUAAUUUUUUAAGGAUCUGAGAACGAGCCACGUGAUUAUUCAUCCAUUUUUGUUUCCUGUGUGUAGUUAACAUCGCACUAUGAGACAGUGAAACCAAAUUAAAAAUUAAAACAACAUAAGGUAUUUUUUUAGACAGCAAAGUAAAUGAGAAAUACACUCUCUGUCUGUGCACUUUGUGAAAGACUUUCUGUGUUUUCUGAAUAGAAAGACGACCUGGAUGGUGAAAUUGACCUAAAAUCCUGUGUGAAGGUGUCAGAGUUUGAUGUGGAGAAGAAUUAUGGCUUUCAGAUACAGGUGAGGGUAUCUGUUACAGCUGAACUUUUCUGUCUAACACUCUUUUUUUUCCCUCUUUAUAUUCAUCAUCUCUUGUCCUCCUUUCCAACAUUGACCACACCCGCUCUCAAUUUCUGCUGCAUGUUGUUGUUUUUCUGUUAUCAUGUCUCAUCUCAGUGCGUAUCUCCUCUCUUUUCUCUCUGCUUGAGUUUUCUUUAUCCUUUGCAUCUUAUCCCACUUCUGUUACAUCUUUAUGCCUCCCUCACCUGUUUUUUUUUCCACCUUUGUUUUCCAGACGCGGGAAGCUGCAUUUACGCUGUCAGCCAUGACGGCUGGGAUCAGGAGGAACUGGAUAGAGGUUUUAAAGAAGUGCAUUCGUCCCAGCAGCUCCCCUGACCUCACUCAGUGAGUAAUAAAUAUUAAAGCCAAGCAUAAAAACAUGAAAUAUUUUCUGGGGUGUAAGCUAACUUUUACCCUAGAAAUGUCAAAGUUGAAGCAUAAAUCUGGGUUGUGUUGACAUUUACAAGUUCAGCUUUGCAGAAUCAGAAUCAAAAGUAGUUAGGAAAGGAAAGUGAAAAAAGGAAAGAAGGAAAGUGGCUGAAAGUUGGUCUUAAAGAGAAGUAAGCAUGAGGAAUAAGGAAAAUAUUUAUUAAAAAAAUAUAUAUUGUAAGUGUGAAUAUUAGCAAAAAGGAAAAAAAAUAAUUAUAAUCAAAAUGUACAAAAUUAAAAAAGUUUUAAAAAGUUAAAUAUAAUUAAUGGAGCUCCAUUUUUCAUUAUUUUUAGACCAGUUUUAGCCAGUUUUUAACAUUUUUUAGGCUUUUCAGUAAAAUUAAACGUAACCAAUAUAUUUCAGUCACAAAGAAACAUAAAUAAAACCAUCCAGUGUAAUUAGAGGCACUAAGUCAACACCACAAAUAUUCUAAGUAAAAACUUGUCAUUUAUCUUAUUUCUAGAAAACAAAAGUCAUAUUUAGCUUGAUUUAAUUUAAGACCUGAAUUUUUUUGUAAUAUGUAAAAAUAAGAGUUUUUUAUUCAUUACAAACCAUCUUUUUUGGGACUUUUUUGUUGACACUGGCUUAAAUCAAAGUUAACAGGAUUUUUUUCUCUUAUCAGAAAGAAGUGAGGCAACAAAAACUUUCUGGGACUUGAGUUUUUUUACUUUGGAUCUUUCCAUAGAGAACGUGUAACCACUGUGAUUUGCUUGAGGGAUAUAUUUCUCAACAGUGUUUUGCAUUGACCUUUUAACCCACAAGUGUCAGGAUUUUUAAGUGCGAGAUCUCCCAGUGUGGUAAUCUUGCUUAGACACACAAUCAGGGAGUCCUUGGGGAUCUUGUAUCUUUAAAUGUCCUCAAGAAUCUAAACACUGUUGUCCCAAAAAAUGAGAUUUUUGUACAUAGGCAGAAAGUUUGUGUGUAAUUGUCAUUUAUGAGCUUACUUUGUGUCCUGUUAGUUGAAUGCUUACAUGCAACAUCAAAAAUUGGCCCCUAAUUGUUUCAGUCUUAGGGAUCUUGGCUGUUUAAAAAGGAUAAAACGAAAUGUUAUGAAUAUAACUUCUGUUCCCUGAAGGAGAGGAACGAGGUACAACACAUAUAGUAUGGGAUAUCACGCCCCUGCGUGACCUGACUGAAGACACCUUUAUUCACGCCUUUAAGGCAGAUGAUCUGUGGUGACGUCUGGGAGGCUCCGCCUGCACAUAUAUACGUGUAACACCACAGUCAUCCUUCAGUUCGAUAGCCGCUCUUCACCGAGCUCUGCCGCGCAGCGGGGCAACCCAGUGUUGUACCUCGUUCCUCUCCUUCAGGGAACAGAAGUUAUAUUCAUAACAUUUCGUUCCCUUUCAGUCGAUUCACUCGGUACAACACAUAUAGUAUGGGACAUAUAUACACGCCCCGCAGAGCAGCCACCGAACCGAAGUCAAACCUCCAAAACUUUUAGUGCAUUGUAGACCCAGCAGAAAGGACAGCGUGAGCCACCGAAGGUGCUGUCACAUCCAAACGGUAAAACCGAACAAAAGUGUGCGGUGAUGACCAACUGGCUGCAGUGCAGAUAUCACUCACAGAAACCCCUUUAAACAAGGCCCAAGAGGCCGCCAUUCCCCUGGUUGAAUGUGCCCUCACACCUUGGGGCAACGGGAGACCCCUGCUGCCGUAUGCUAAGGAGAUAGCCUCCACAAUCCAGUGGGAAAGCCGCUGCUUAGACAGCGCCCUGCCCUUGGCUGGAUUAGCAAAACAGACAAACAACUGGUCACAUAAACGCACACUCUGAGUGCGGUCUAUGUAAGUGCGUAGUGCACGCACAGGGCACAAGGAAUGCAACCUCCUCUGCUCCUCAGAUGCAAAUGGAGGGGGGCAGAAGCUCAGCAGUUCAAAACUCAUAGAGCUAUAGGCUGUGGGGAUAAUCUUAGGUAAAUACGCCGCGUUUGGACGCAAUGUAGCCUUAGAUCCAUCCGGAGUGAACUGGGUACAAGAGGGAUGCACAGACAAAGCAUGAAGGUCGCCCACUCGCUUUGCAGACGUCAAAGCAAGUAGCAGUGCAGUCUUGUAUGAAAGAAAUUUCAUGUCUGCUGACUCAAUAGGCUCAAAUGGGGGUCCACCAAGAGCCUCAAGCACCAACCCUAAAUCCCAUGAGGGAACACUGGGUUUAAGAACAGGUCUUAGCCUGCGGACUCCCUUUAGGAAGCGCAUAGCAAGAGGGUGAGCGCCUGGCGUCACACCAUCAAAGCCAACAUGGCAUGCAGAUAUAGCCACCAAAUAGACCUUAAUUGUUGAGAAAGAGAGACCCUUAUCCAGCAGGUCCUGAAGGAAUGUUAAAACAUCCACAAUAGAACUCUGAAAUGGGAGUACAUUUCGGUCCUGACACCACUGCUCAAACGCCCGCCAUUUAUAGGCAUAUAGGCCCCUAGUAGAUGAUGCCCUUGCACUCUGGAUUGUUGCCACCACAUUUGGGGGCAGACCCUGAGCCAUUAAGUUGGACCUUUCAACAGGUAAGCAUGUAGUUUCCACAGUUCUGGGCGCGGGUGAAUCACCUCUCCUCCCGCCUGGGAGAGGAUGUCCCUGCAAAAAGGGAGCUGCCAGGGCCUCGCUACCAGCAGACUGAUUAUCUCUGCGUACCACGACUUCGCCGGCCAGCGAGGAGCCACCAGGAUCAGGGAGAGCCCCUGCUGGCGCACCCUUUCCAGAAUGGGCAGAAUCAUUUCCACUGGGGGAAAAGCAUAUAGCAGCGUGUUGGGCCAUGGGUGAGCUAGCGCAUCCAUCCCCAGGGGAGCAUUGCAGUCUGUUAUGGAAAAGAACAGGGGGCAAUGAGUAUUUGCUCUGGAGGCAAAAAGAUCUACUUCUGCCUUGCCGAAGCGGUCCCAUAUCUGAGCCACCACUAGUGGGUGCAAUCUCCACUCUCUCACAAGAGGACCCCCCCUGGAGAGAAGGUCUGGUCCAAGGUUUAAGUGACCCGGAAUAUGUGUGGCUCUGAGGGACAGAAAAUGAACACUGCACCAUAGCAACAGAUAGUGAGACAGUUUUAACAGGGGAAGAGAGCGUGUCCCUCCCUGCUUGUUUAUGUAAGAAACCACGGUUGUGUUGUCCGUCCUGAUCAGAACAUGAUGGCCUGUCAGAACGGGACGAAAGUGCUUCAGAGCUAAAAGGGUAGCUAGUAGCUCCAGGUAAUUGAUGUGGAGUUUGCAUUGUGCUGGCGUCCACACACCUCUCACUGCUGCGCCCUCGCACAGAGCCCCCCAACCCCUCAGGGAUGCGUCUGUGGACACCACCUUGCGAAAAGACACCCUCCCUAUCGGAGAUCCCUGUUGUAGAAAACCGGGUUCUCUCCACGGGAGAAGAGCUGACAUGCAAGACUGAGUUAUCGUCAGCCUCCUCUGGAGGUGACGCUGCGCGCACAGCCGGUGAGACUGAGUCCAGCGUUGAAACGCUCUCAUUUUUAACAGUCCGAGCGGCACUACAGCGAUCAUAGAUGCCAUCAUGCCUGUCAGCUGUAAAAUCGUCCGGAAACACAGUUUGCGUCCCAACUGAAAUUGUGCAAGGCAGCGGUGAAACGCAGCCACCCUGCGUUCUGACAGACGUGCUCGGCUUGAAACGGAGCAUAUUUCCAGCCCGAGAAAUGAUACCUGUUGACUCGGAGUCAGUGAACUUUUCUGUAAAUUUACUGAAAAGCCCAGUGUUUGGAUGUGCGAUAGGGUCAAUGACAGCUGAGCCGCUGCUCGUUCUCUGGAGCUCGCGAUUAGCACCCAAUCGUCCAGAUAGGCUAAGAUGCGAACACCUUUCUCCCGUAGCGGAGCUAAUGCCGCCUCGACACAUUUGGUGAAUGUUCGGGGCGAGUGAUAAGCCGAACGGCAGCACCAGGUAUUCGUAGGCUAUGCCCUCGAAUGCAAACCUUAGAAACUGCCUGUGGUCCGGAUGAAUUGCUACGUGAAAGUAAGCAUCUGUCAGAUCGAUAGUUGUAAACCAAUCUCCCGGUCUGAUCGCGCCCAGUAGCUGUCUGAGUGUUAGCAUCUUGAACCUGUAGGUUCGUAGGUAUUUGUUUAACACUCGCAAGUCUAGGAUAGGACGGAGCCCUCCUCCUUUUUUCGGAACAACGAAAUAGCGGCUGUACCAACCUUCGUUCGUUUCCGAAGCGGGAACAACUCGUAUCGCUCUCUUGUUCAACAAGUUGUUUAUUUCUUCCCUCAGCACUGCUGCUGCUUCCUCUGCUACAACUGUGUGUAUUACAGAGUGAAAGCGAGGCGGCCGGACCCUGAACUGUAAGCGGUAGCCGAUGGCAACAGUUCUCUCUACCAACGGUGAGACUGCGCAUGCGCGCCACCGAGAGAGACGAACAGUCAGUCGACUGACCUCCAGUACUGUGGGGGAGGGGUUGUCGCCCCCUAGCGUGCCGGCUGGGAACGGCAACACUUUCUCGCCCAGACUUGAUUGAUUCAUGAUGUUUUGAGAACAAAACGAAACCUUUAUUUGAUUCAAAGAACGUACAUUUGUGACAUUCACACAGUGAACAACAGGCGCCAUUAUUGGGGCAUGUGUAUGUGAGGGGGGGUUGUGCUUGGGAGACUGUGUUAAGGGAGUGCAGCGCCUCUCGGGACCGGACCCCUGAACGAACUUUAAACGCGGCCUCUUUGGCGGCAGAAAAUGAAGGGCGGCAGUGUCUCCGUGCUGCUGGCCCUCUCGAGUCGAUCCCGAAGCUAGGAUGACUGCUGCUUCUUCUUCCUGGGCGCCGAGUCCCUCCGGAAGCUCGGUGGCGGACCCUUGUUCCAAGCCGAAGGGCGUGGGUUCUGACCGGGUACAUAUCGCUUCACCGGCUGGGGCCCCAAGCUGGCGGGCGCUGCAGUCCUCUUAGGGGGAGGCGCUGGUGCCGUUUUGUGCGGAUAACCCUGUUGUUUGGGCCUCGCAUCACGCCUGGGGAUGAUGCUUCUCAAAGCUUCGGUUUGUUUUUUCCUCAGCUCAAACUUAGCUUGAAUGUCGUCGAGGGACUGCCCAAACAAACCGCUGGCCGACACAGGCUCGUCCAGAUAAACCGCUCUGUCCCUCUCCGGAACGUCGGAGAGAGUCAGCCACAGGUGCCUCUGCGCCACCACCGUGGAAGCCAUGCCUCUACCGAGAGACAGCGCUGCACAGCGGGACACACGGAGGAUGUAAUCUGUGGCGACCCUAGCUUCAUUGAGGAGAGGAGUAAGCGGACUGUCAGGAGGCAUACGCGAGCCGAGUUCUGCCAGACACAUAGCUUGAUAUGUCUGAAGCAUAGUGACGGAGCUCAGUGCACGAGCCGUAUUUGCCUGUGUCCUGUAAAUUUUAUCCAGCUGUGACGCUGAAAAUCUACAGUGCUUGGAUGGGAGCGUGAUGGGGCCACCGACACCGUGAUUCUGGGCCGGGGCCAGAUAAGCUGCCAGGGACGCCUCCAUAGGCGGAGGGUUCACCAAUCCAGCUUUUUCAGCUCCAUUUAGAUCCAGAAACUGUCCACAACCGGGCACUGUGGCGCGGGUGGACAGCGGCUUGUUCCAUGUCGAGGUUAGUUCCGCGACAAAAUCCGGGAACAUGGGCAAACUGUUCUUAACAGUCGUCGGUUCGGGUGGGAGAAAAAACCCUGUGAACCGCGACGGUUUUUGAGCUGGAGGAGGAGAGGGCCAUUCUACCUCCAGUUUCUCAGCUGCACGGCGGUACAGUGAGAGGAAGGAUGUGUCGUCCAGAUCAACCGGCGCAGCAGCGGCGGCAUACUGACCUGAAGACAACGGCUCCAGCUCAUCUUCCGAAAAACCCUGCACGUCCAGGCCGAUGUCCAGCACGUCAUCGUCCUCCUGGUAACAAGCUAGCCCGGAUAGCGGCUGGCCAGCGCCCUCGGAGGGGCCCGGCUCAAACCCAGCUGACCCGUCAGCACACUCCACAUGGUCUGCCCAGCUUCCAACUGAGCCUUCGACCAGAAAGUCCUCACCACCGGACUCGGACGAAGCCGGGUCUCUGGACUCGGAAAGGAGGGGGUCGUGCAGCGCAACAGCGGUUUUUCCAAGAAUUUUCUCCACAAACUUGACCCGCCUUCCCAGGGUUGAGCUCCGAAGCCGGUGACAGGACUCACACGACUCGGGCUCAGUCAACGCCCUCCUGGCGUGGACAAUCCCCAGGCAAACGGGACAAGCCUCGUGAAGAUCCUUCUCGUGAAGGGAGAAGCCGCACCCCUGAGGACAGGGGCGAACAGAAGACUUCGCCUUCACCUUCAUGGGCUUAGAGCUCAUAACGAGACUCAAAAGCUGAACGAAAUUAGCGCUCCGCGGGUAGCCGUAGGCUAACACCAACAUGGGCAGUUGAGCUAAAGUCGAUCAAGCAGUAGCCAGAGACAAGACCAGGCUAAUUUAGCAGCAGCUAGUUAGCCCGACUCGGUGUAGGUGUUCUCAGCGAGGUGAAGAGCGUAAGAACUGAAGGAUGACUGUGGUGUUACACGUAUAUAUGUGCAGGCGGAGCCUCCCAGACGUCACCACAGAUCAUCUGCCUUAAAGGCGUGAAUAAAGGUGUCUUCAGUCAGGUCACGCAGGGGCGUGAUAUCCCAUACUAUAUGUGUUGUACCGAGUGAAUCGACUGAAAGGGAACUAUCACUAUUAUUUACAGAGUUCUGUUUUCAUUAUUUACUAUAAGCUGCAAACUUUUUCUACUUUUUCAUAAAACCUGAUGAGUAAUUGUUCCAUUAGUUCUUGGAUUUAUAGGGUAAACCUGGUAGUUGACGCUGAAAUGAUAUCUUUGUUUGUAGACAUAAUAAAUAUGUCCUUUGCCCUUUUCUCCUCUAGAUUACCUGACAGUGGCAGUGAUAAGGAAAACUCCCAUUCCCGCUAUCUGACGUCGUCUCGUCGCCCCUUAUCGCGUCAUGCUGAUGCUCCAUCAGAACCGCCGAGCUCUGCCCCUCCUUCACAGCAUAGGUUCGAAUACGUAGAGUUGUCCCCCGUCCCUGUCUCAUCUGGCUCUCUCCCAUCUGGUCAGAGAGAGGCAGGGGAGGGUCAGGGGAGGGAGCACAGCCAGUGGCAGGAGGAGAGGAACACGAGCAGCCAGUGGGAGGCCGUGCUGUCCAGGAAAGGCACGAGCCGGGGAACAAACCCAAAGCUACGAGUGGAGGAGGAAAUAGAGAAAAAGUGGGCUGAGUUUGAGCGCAUGCCGUUAAAGGAGAUGAGCUCACUGCCAUCAGUGGGGUCACGGUCGACCAGCCAGUCAGCCAAUGAGGCGCUGCAGAGGGAGGUAGUGCGUGGAGAAGAUUUUCUAAUUUGCAAAUUAAUGAAAAUGCAAAUUAACUCUUCAUCCGUCCAGAUGGAGUCAACUUUUCCUUUUUCUGCCUGUUAACUCAGAAUUCUGUUUUUCUCACCUGCCUCUGAUUCUCAGCAGUUUUUCCUCUCAGAAAUUCAAAAUUAAACUGUAUAAUGAGAACUCAAAUGAUGUUAGAGGAAAUACUGCUGAAACUUUUGCUUUAUUUGUGUGUGUUUUGGUGUGCACCUUCUGUUUGACCCUGAUUAAGCUGAUUUUAUAACAAAUUAAAGAAAAUAAAAAGUAAAUUCCCUGAACCUUGUCCGUCAGUGGGCUUUACCUUCUCCUCUCUCUGUUCUCAGGUGGCGUCACUGAGGCAACAGCUGGAGGAACUACAAGUGGGAGGGGGAGUGGGAGGGGGAGGUGGAGGAAGGGUAAGGGGCGGCUGUGGUACUGAUGCUCCUUGCGGCCGCAGCCUGGCAGCGAUGGAGCGUGCUCACCGACAGGCCCUGGAGGAGAUGCAGAGGCAGCACGAGCGUCAGAUCAGGGAGCUGGAGACGGAGAAAGAGAGGCUGCUGCUGGAGGAGACGCAGGACAUCGCACAAGGUCAGGAAAGGGUCAGAGGUCAAAAAGAGUACACAAGUAGGAUGCCUUUUUUUUUCCCUACUAUAAGAUGGAGCAAAAUUGGAAUAAAAACACCUUCUCAAGUUCAUAUUUUGGUUUUGAAUUCCUUGAAUUACAAUUAUGUCAUUCAUAUCUUGGAGGAAAUACUCUACUCUGCUGAUUAUACAAUAAGUGGACACUGAUAUAAAGAUUCUUCAUCCAUGACCUGGCCUAUCCAGGUUAGAGAUUAGUCUAAGAAAGAAAAUCUUACUUUGACACAAUGAUAUGUAGGUUAAGAUCCCUAAAAUAUAACUUCCACAAAUAAUUCACGUACACGAUGCAGUUAAGAAAAAAAACUGUCAAGUCACUUCACAGCUUUUUGUUUUCAUCACAUCGUCGGCAUUAACUGUCUUGAACUUCUGCCAGCUGUGGUUAUCAGUACGUCUCACAAGAGCGUCACAGAGCAAAAUGUGUUUCAGGAAGUGACAAUGUGUAAAGAGUUUUGCAAGAUGAGUGUAUAAGAUGUGUAAAGUGUGACUAAUCAGGUAAAAUUCUUAAAACUUUAUGUAAGUGGGUUCAGGUUACUGAUUAUUAGGUACUGAGAAUUGGGUUUAAUGUUUUAAGAACUGUGACAUUUUCUUGGUUGUACCUUUUGAGUGUUGUCAUCCUUCACAAGGAGGUGUUGUGUGUUUUUGUUUCAGUGAUGGAGGCUUUGAAGAAGAAACACAAAGAGGAGCUGGAGAGAGAGGUGGAGAAAGUGAAGAGGCUGAGCUGCGGGACGCUAGAUUCACAGACGUUACAAGCUCAGCAGAAGUAAGUGACUUUUAAUCAGUUUAAUUUUGUGUGCAAGGAAAUACCCUGAGCACCAAGAUACAGAGAGGCAGCACUUUGUCAGGCAGUGUCCCCGAGGUUUAGCAAAAUUUGUUUAAAACAAAAUGUACAAAAAGGAGACGCUGAUGCUCUUCAAGCUGCCUCUAUUGCUUUGACUAUAAAUCCUUUGUCAUAACCUGGCACUCCCUCUUUGCCAGAGCAGUCUAAUAUUUGUAUUUUGUUUGAGAAGCUCUCUCAUGCCUCUAAAGGAGUUUUCUGUGAAAUUAAAGGUAGAUAUUUUAGACCCCACAGCAGCCCAUGGUUACAUGUCUAGUUGAGGCCAUUACCACAGCAGCCACAGGGUCCUGCACAGCACUUUAGGAAUGUAGGAGAAUUUGGUCAUGGAUUAGUUUUCCUUUGUAGACUUCAAAAGUCCUUGUGACGUAAUGCUGUUUCAGUUGCUGCUACUAAAACCUGCAUUUUACGGCUUAUCUCCGCUGCCUGCUCAGGGUUUCUGCACUCUGCACGCCCUGCCAUUUUUUUUUGCGGGUAUUGGUCUCGAGCAGAAGAGCUGUUUGAAACCACAAGAGGAAAUACUUGCCUCAUGAAAACUGAACAAGAAAACACAUUUGCACUUUAUAACAGCAUCCUGCUGAAUGCAUUAGCGAUACCAUGUGAUGUUUUUAUACCUACCUUUUUAUAGAUGCACAGGAGGAGGAGUUAGCUUUUGUUUCCUGAGCAGAAUUUGAAACGCACUGUCAUCCAUCUGUAGGUUGAUUACUUCCCAGCUGAAUUUCAGAGAUUGUUUAGUGUUAUUUUCUGCAUUUAUACAAUCUGCAGCAGCAUGAUUCUUUUGUUUAUCCCUCGUUUUCUGCAGUAAUCAGUGAGAACCCAACAUGAAAACGGUUUUAUUUUUCUUCCUGACAGGGCAGAAUGUCAGGCGUUGCAGAGAGAGCUGGCUGGACUGUCAGAGCGAUACUCUCAGAAGUGUCUGGACUUAAACCGAGCUGAGCAGAACAAUGCGGAGAGAGAGAGGGAGAUCAGCUGCAAGGAGAGAGAUAUGGAGCAGCUGAGGAAAGAGAAUCAGGUGAGUUAUCUGCAAGUGAUGGUGUGCAGGAACUAAAACUAGAACUAAAAGGUUAUCUUACCUGAUGGUUGUAUGCAGGUGUAUUUCUGAAUUUUAGUUCGACAUUUUAAACAGUUCAAAAGGGGUCUGUAGUCGAGGUAAAUAAAACUUAUGAUCCUCUGUCUGCAAAUAUAUGCAAACCAGUUGGCAGUCUUCAAACUCUUGAGACGUUUAUUUUCCUCUGCAGGAUUUGAAAGCCCGUUUGGCCGAGGAAAUCAGCCGUAUGCGGUCCACAGAUCAGGACUCUGAGAACAACAAAAGCCGGGCAUCCUGUGAACCAGAGGUAAAAGCUCUUUAUAUGCCAAUAUGCACUUUCAGGUUUUAUGGGCAUGAUACUGAAAGUGAACUGUGGUUUUCUGUUCUCUCAGACUGAAAGACACGCUACACUCAGUGAACUCUGCUCUUGGUUUUAAACAUGAAUGUGUCUUUUGUGGUAAAACAACAACAACAAUAUCAGCGGUGAUUCACUGAAUUCUGAUGCACAAGAAGUUUGCCACCCUCUGAAUGCUUCAAGUAAAUCCAGGAAUUGUAUUGUGAAGUAUGUUUUACAUGUUUUAAUUGGUACUAAAACACAGAUAUAAACUAUUUUGAGGUAUUUUGGUUUUAAUUUCUUUAACACAAGAAAAGGUUUCUUAUUAAGCAAUAGUGUACUAAUGAUUGCACCUUUCAUUGAUAGUCAGAAAGGAAGAUAACUGCCUCAUAAUUAAUAAUUAACCCAUGCCCAAAGACGUUUGUAGUCUGUAUAAUGUAGAUAAAACCAAAUUUGGUGGUUCACAAAUCAUUUAAACCCCGUAUUUCAUUAAAAAAGUGCAAAGACAAGUCAGGAUCUCAAAUUUGAAAGAAGAAAAAAGAGGUAAUGGAUGUUUGGGUCAAGGUGACAGCAAGUGGAGCUGUGCUGGUCAAACACCACACUGCUGUAUGAGCGAAUGAUGCAAAGAACAGCAGGUGACCAAAAGCCUAAAUCAUAUGCAGCAUGAAUCACAAUGACAGUGUUUGUCACAAUUACAGUGUGUUUUUGCCUGACUGAUGUGAUAAUUACAUUGAUUUAGAGUGAUGAGAAGAUGUUUCUUUUUGUGUCUUUUUUUUCUUUCAUUUUGAAGCCAAUGACAAACCACUCUGUUUUUCUCUCAGGUUCUUCUCAGGGUAAAAGAAAAUGAGAUCCAGUACUUGCACAAAGAAAUCAGCUGCCUUAGGAAUGAACUGCAGUUCCUUAAUACGGUAUGAGAAUGUGUUUGUCUGUUUGUCGUACUAUAUAUGUUUCACUAUCCACUCUUCACAAGUUUAUUAAAAUUUUAAAUGUUUGUGGGAAUUUUUCCGAUUUGUGCUGCUACCCUUUUUUGUUCUUAUGAGUGAGUGUGACAAGCAGUAGAUAAAGCACAAGGAAGUCUGACUGAGUACCACUCUUUGCUCUGUAGGAGAAGCGCCUGGCCUGUGAACGUUACACAGAGAUGCAGGAUGAGCUGAGCGGGAUGAAAGGCCGGAGCGAGCGGGAGAUCCAGAGUCUGAAAGAGCACCUGAGGCUGGCUAUGGCUGCUCUACAUGAGGGGCAAAAACUUGGUAACAGCCUGGACCACUGACAGUCUGCUGCUUAUACCAAACAGGUGUGGACUGCUAUAGCUGUCUCUAUAGAGACCAUAGAAUGUGCAUCUAUUUUUUAGUAGUUCAUCAGUUUUCUCCUUUUUCUCCCUGCAGGUGUGUUUGCACCAUGUUGACUGAAACACAGGGGUCCAAAGGAAAGCUGAGGAGAGGAUUCCAGAACUUUUCAGUUCUGCCUGCAUGAGGACCAUGAUAGUGCCUUAGUUUUCAAUCAUUCUGCCAAGGAGCAGCAUAGAGUAGGUAUUAAGCUGGUUUCAUAAGGGCCUGUGUCCACUAAAGACUUUUUAAUUUUUUAUAUAUAGGUUACACCCAUGACCACUUUUCACUGGCAUUUAUUUUUGCUAGGUUACGAAGUUAUCCUGCUGCACCUCUGCUUUCCAUAAAAGUGACCAUUAGAUCUUUUAUUAAAUAGGAGACAGUUUUUAAGGGCCUAUAUCCAUUAUUAGUCAUGAAACCUUUAACCUAUAUGUCUAAUUGAUAUGCAUUGAUAAUAAAAAGGACAAUUAUUCUGUCAAAAUUAAAAAUUUGUUUAAUGAUCAACUCCGUCAUAACACUUUAACUGAAAUGCUUCGUGCAAAUGUUUAAUAAAACUAUAAACAUCAUAAUGCCAAUAAUCUAUCCACACUGUUAUUGAAUGUUAGGUUUCCUUCAUAUUGGUCAAAAUUUUAUACAGGAAGAUUUGGGGUGUAACAACACAUUUUAUCCAUGAUAUGCUACAUAUUUGGAUACAUUGUUAGCCGCAUGAUACAAAGAAGAUAUUGGCUUUUUUAAAAUAGUAAAAUACAACACAAUACAAUUUCUAGAAAUGGAUCCAUUGAUACUUUUUAACCAACAUGUCAAUGUGUAUGGAACAAAUACCUGAAUAUACUGGAUAGCAUGGUUUAGGUUUUAGCAUUAUUUAUUAUGAGCACAGGGUCCUUGUCAUUUCUUCCACUCUAUAUUUUUACCAGUAUGUCAUCCACAACUUUGACUUGCAGAACAAAACCUUCUCACAUUCCAUUACAAAUCAUGACUGAAAGAGUUGAACAUUGUGUCUGCUCAUUGGUUGAGAUGGCCACACCUUCAACUAGGGAAAGUGAUAGCUUCACAUUUGUCUUCAACUUAUCGUACAGUGCAGGUAUGCAUUGUUUUGAGACGUGUAGACUGCAUGGUAUGUUGCAUCUAUCCUGGGAAACAGGAUUUGAAACAGCACUGUGUGGUGGCAAAUCUUACAGACAAAUCUGACAAUGGAUGCUGUGACAGCUUUAGCCCAACAUGUGAAAAUGUUGGUGAUGUCUGAGACUUUUUUCAGAGCUUAAAGCCCUUUUCAGGGUGCUAAGUACUAAAAAACCUAAACUACUUUGGUUAUCUUUAAAACAGGUGCUGUCAAUGCAAAAAUGCCUUCAGUGGACAUAGGCCCUUAAACAGGGCCACAUGUAUUAUAUAAAACUGCACUUUUCAUUUUUUAUAUGAGCUCUGUAUGAGUGCGCAUUUGGUCUGGAAACUGGAAAUUUGUUGAAUGACUUUUUUUUUUUUUUUUUGGUGUUGUAGAGUUUUAAAAGUUCACAGUUUUUGUUGGUUAAUUUUUCAUUUCUCCUGUUUUGUGCCUGAAACAUCAGAGGUCAACGGUUACAUCAGAGCUACUGUCAUUUCGGUUUAUGUUGUACAGUUUAUGAGUCAUGUUUACUCUUUGAAAAGGGCACAUUUUCUACAAACUGGGAGCUUUUCUUUACUGUAAUUUUUUAACCUGGAAAACGCAUGUGUAGUGUUACAAAAUAUAUUGGGAUUAAUACAGGACAAGACAGCCUAAGUAUCCCAUUUCACGCAGGCUGAAUUGAAAGUUGAGCUAUGUUCAUACAGAGGAAAAUUCAGGCUCAACUUUCUUUGCGGAUGUUUGUAAAAGCUGUCGAAUGAAUGUUGUCCCACAUUACAGUCUUAAUUUCAAGUUCCCGGUCUCCCUGAUCAUUAUAGGCAUUAGUUUACCACUUCAAAAACAGAUGACAGAUGUUGCUUUAAUGAGCCAAAUUUUUUAUUGACAGUAUGAAUUGUGAUAAAAUGACUUAUCUACCUGCCUUUUGAAAAUAUUUUCAUAUUUAAUGUACUGUACUGUAGAGCCCGUAUCAUCUUUGUAAAUUAUAGACAUUUUUGCAAUCAAUAAAACAAGUUCAACAAAAA
Messenger RNA from Xyrichtys novacula (pearly razorfish), 19911 nucleotides. The record is from the annotation of a GenBank genome assembly. Lineage: Eukaryota; Metazoa; Chordata; Actinopteri; Labriformes; Labridae.